Molecule: messenger RNA, 4917 nt
Organism: Neofelis nebulosa (Clouded leopard)
Lineage: Eukaryota; Metazoa; Chordata; Mammalia; Carnivora; Felidae
Gene: E2F3
Product: E2F transcription factor 3
Exons: 7
Coding region: 131-1525 (464 amino acids)
Biological process (GO): regulation of transcription by RNA polymerase II
Cellular component (GO): RNA polymerase II transcription regulator complex
Molecular function (GO): DNA-binding transcription factor activity, RNA polymerase II-specific; protein dimerization activity; RNA polymerase II cis-regulatory region sequence-specific DNA binding
Source: RefSeq, a predicted model, not a curated record
AAGGGGCUCGGAAGCGCCGGGCGGGGAGGAGAGAAGGAGGAGAGACUUGGAAACUCCGACUGCAAAUAAUAAAAGAAAUUGAAAACAAUACAUUAAUAUACCAUAGCAAUAAAAAGAGCAGGAGCGAGAGAUGAGAAAGGGGAUCCAGCCCGCCCUGGAGCAGUACCUGGUGACCGCCGGGGGUGGGGAGGGGGCGGCUGUCGUCGCCGCCGCCGCAGCAGCCUCCAUGGACAAAAGGGCACUGCUAGCCAGCCCCGGCUUCCCCGCCGCCGCCGCCGCUGCCGCCCCGGGCGCGUACAUCCAGAUCCUCACCACGAACACUUCCACCACCUCCUGUUCCUCUUCCCACCAAAGCGGCGCCGUCGCCGCCGGCCCCCUCCUCCCCAGUGCCCCCGGCGCGGAGCAGACGGCCGGCAGCCUCCUCUACACCACGCCGCACGGACCCUCCAGCAGAGCCGGGCUGCUGCAGCAGCCACCAGCGCUGGGACGCGGCGGCGGCGGCGGCGGCGGCGGCCCUCCGGCCAAGCGAAGGCUGGAGCUGGGAGAAAGCGGUCAUCAGUACCUCUCCGAUGGCUUAAAAACCCCUAAGGGCAAAGGAAGAGCUGCACUUCGAAGUCCAGAUAGUCCAAAAACUCCAAAAUCUCCCUCAGAAAAAACACGGUAUGACACCUCCCUUGGUCUGCUCACCAAGAAGUUCAUUCAGCUACUGAGCCAGUCCCCUGACGGGGUCUUGGAUUUGAACAAGGCAGCAGAGGUACUGAAGGUGCAGAAGAGAAGGAUCUAUGACAUCACCAACGUGCUGGAAGGCAUCCACCUCAUUAAGAAGAAGUCGAAAAACAACGUGCAGUGGAUGGGCUGCAGUCUGUCUGAGGACGGGGGCAUGCUGGCCCAGUGUCAAGGCCUGUCGAAGGAAGUGACCGAGCUCAGCCAGGAGGAGAAGAAAUUAGAUGAGCUGAUCCAAACCUGCACCCUGGACCUCAAACUGCUAACCGAGGAUUCAGAGAAUCAAAGGUUAGCUUACGUUACAUAUCAAGAUAUUCGAAAAAUUAGUGGCCUUAAAGACCAAACUGUUAUAGUUGUCAAAGCCCCUCCAGAAACAAGACUUGAAGUGCCUGACCCAAUAGAGAGCCUACAAAUACAUUUGGCAAGUACCCAAGGGCCCAUUGAGGUAUAUUUGUGUCCAGAAGAGACAGAAACACACAGUCCAAUGAAAACAAACAACCAAGACCACAAUGGGAAUAUCCCGAAACCCCCUUCCAAAGACUUGGCUUCAACCAACUCAGGACAUAGCGAUUGUUCAAUUUCUAUGGCGAACCUUUCUCCUUUGGCCUCCCCAGCCAACCUCUUACAGCAGACUGAGGACCAAAUUCCUUCCAACCUGGAAGGACCAUUUGUGAACUUACUGCCCCCCCUGCUCCAAGAAGACUAUCUCCUAAGCCUUGGGGAGGAAGAAGGCAUCAGCGAUCUCUUCGAUGCUUACGAUUUGGAAAAGCUCCCACUGGUGGAAGAUUUUAUGUGUAGUUGAUUAUGCAUUGUGUGAACUCCCCUUAUAAACCAAUAUUUUUUUAUUAUGGAACCAGAACAUCUGUCAUGCAGUGUUGUCCCUUCCUGCCUUCUUCCUCCGAGAUAGUAUCAUGAAGUAAACUACAAACUUCAGAACAAAGCUGACAUUUUAAAGAAUUUAAAAAAAAAAUUUUUUUUUUCGUUUAUUUGUCUAAACGCACAGUCGCAGGCGCCCUUGGGAAAGCCCUGCUUUGCCCCAGGCUCCGAAAUCUCCUGGAUGAGUCAGCAAGUGAGAAAAUGUGCAAUCAGGUGUCUCUCACCCGUAUUUUUCUUCCCCCACCCCCUUCCCGGAUUGGCUUGCUGUCCCUGAUGGAUGGGCUGUCGAAUGGGGUCUGGCCACCUGGCCCACUCGAAAACAGCAAUCUUCCUUAAUAGCAUUUCAAGCCGUGCCUUCUCCGCAGAAUGCAUGUCUUUGGGGUCUGCUAAUAUGGAACGGAACGGCAGGAACUGUAAACUUGAAGUCAUGCAAAAAGUAUGAAAUGGAUUUCUUCAGCUCUUCUUAGGAAUAUUUAAAUUACUGUCAUAAUUCAGUGUAAGCUAUGGACCGCGUGUCCCGCCAGGAGGUCGAGAGAACCCGCACAGCCUUUCGGAUGAAGAACUGUUUUCUACUGUCUGUUGCAGAUACAGAAGAACCGUAGCGUUCUGCCACUCGAAGCUGUUGUGGAUUUUCCUGACUCCAUUAACCACUCCCAGUCCCCCGCCCCCAACGUAUUUGUCAGUUUAGAGUUGAUUUGUAGCAAAUGCUCACUUAGAAGUUCUUUGUGGAUUGUUUUAGGCUUUUAAAAAAAAAUUUUUUUUUUUUUUAGCCGCCAUUGAAGCAUUCCUGUGGCACCCAUCACCAUUUCAAUUUAAUUGUUUACUUUGAAACGGUUUUUUGCUCAUUGGAAUGAUUUAAGCAGAGGUAGAGAACCUCUACUGAUCAGAGCAUCUAGACGCGUGGGACUGCAGGUGUAACAGCUUUGGCAAGAAGCACCAACCCCUUCUUGCUUCCCUUUCUGGGAGCGAGGGGGUCCUGGGGCUCGCGGACACCGGUGGCCCAUGUGAGAGGAGAACCAGGUCAGAUGACAGAGCAAGUCCCAGGGAGCCGCAGGUGUGGAUCCCUCCGUCCUCGGGCUUCCCUCCUUCCCCCCCCCCUCCCCGGGCCCCGAGAGUGGGGCAAGGGCUCUCUUACACUGCACUCAGGGAGACCACUUCUCAGGAUGGGGUCAGAUGGAGAGGCCUCCGGGGACAAAGACAUCCCCGCCGUGUGAGUGGCAUUCUGUGGGCAUUCACUUAACGCUGGCGAGACCGGGCCCCCCCCCCCCCCCACCACUGCCCAGUGGGGCUGCAGUCGUCCUGGCCAGAGCCCGGUCCCCUUCCUCCACGAAGGAGUAAAGUUGAACCAAGGGAAGCCGGGAGGUGGGAAAAGAAGCGAUAGAAUGCCGGGGCGCCUCCCACUUUACUCUUCGGGGAUGGUGUCCCCCAGUUGCUGGAGGCUUCGUGUCAGCCGCACAUCCUCCCAGGUACGUCCAAGAAUGGCUUUCCCGUGGGCCCCGGGAGCGAGCCUUCUCCCCGCCCCCCACCCCCCCCCACCCCCCCCCCCCGGGGCAGGUGGCCUGGUACCUCAGAUCCAUACCUUGGAUACUGAAGACUGCAGGAAUGAGGGAGUCACAUAAGAAACAAACAGAAAACAAAAACCUCAAGAUGAAACAAACGGUUAAAUUGAAAUGCUCUGUGCCUGACGCAGCAGCACUCGAUUCCUGUGUUGAACUGAAUCGAGAACAUCCCUUGGGAAAAACACAAAACAAGACAAAACAAAACAAAACAAAAAACCACGAAAGCCCCCAGCCAGUUUACUCUAGGUAGAUUUCCACAAUAUGCAAAGUGGUGGUGGGGUCAAAACAAAUGACACCAGCACUUUAAACUCUUUGUGUGGGUAUGCGUGGGUGUAUGUUUGGGAAGGCAAACAAAGGUGCAGAUUAUCCUCGUUUUUUCUUCCUCGGCCUCCGUCCCCAGCCUCCUCCCUCACACACACUGGAUUUGGUACAAAUAGCGGUGUGGUCCGUGAUGAAGCCUUGGGGUGGGGGAGGGAGGGGGAGCUUUGUGUCAAGUGCCUACUGGAAAUGCACUGUGGGGUGUUUUCCUGUAUGGGAAACCGUUUAUGCCAAGCUUUCCCCCAUUUCCCAUAUUUAUCUCAUCUGGUUAGCUGCCUCUGCUCCCAGCUUUGUCUCAUUCUCUUUGCCAGCUGCACAAAGCUGAUUUUUUUCCAAAGUCUAAAGACUGAGCUCACCUGGCUAGGUUGCUGUGUGUUCUGUUGACUUUCUCGCGAAGCCUUUGCGUGAUGUAAUAAUGCCGUAUUUAUUGUUUUUAAAAGAGAAAGGAAUACUAAUAAGUCUUAAAGAGUUCCUUCACGCGUAAGAUUUCUUUUCCCCCCAGUUAGUGGGCUUAACUGGUGUACCUUAAUUAGAUGUCCGUGCUGUGUUCCAUUUGCAUUAGUCCUUUUCUUUCUGACGUAGUAUCUGGCGUACCCAGCGGGUUAGUACUACGGUAUUUGUGUUACUUUAAGUACUAAGUCUGCAGGUUUUCUGGUACCAUUGAGUUGCUGCUAUUAACGCUCACACAUGAAAUGGCUGAAAGUUACAAGUGUGCAAAUUAUGACUGCGUGAGCCUUACAAAAUAAAGUGUAUAAAGGGCAACACAUGAGCUGUCAAACAGUGUUAGGUGUGUGUUCAUAUGUACAGAUCUGUGCAUAGCGGUCGUUUUAUUUAAGUUGAUAUGUAGUCUACUCACAUUUUCAUUAUCUAGCAAUUUUGUACAAAAAAAAAAUAGCAAUUAAUUUGUAAACACUGCCAGAGUAUUUUCUAGCUGGUUUGUAAUUUUUUAAGAGUGUCAUAUUGCGUUUUCGUUUUUCGUCGUGGUUUCUGUUUCCGUUUUCGUUGUUUUCAGUGUAGAUCUGUAAAUAAAACUGCAGUAUUUAAAGCUUUAUCUUUCAGGAAAAAGAGAGUAAGAACUCGAGGAGUGCAUGACAGUCUGUGUGUGAGAGGAAGGGUCUGAAGGAAGAUGGCUUUGCAGUGGUAUGGCAAGUCCGAUUGUGGGAAUUUCUUUUCCUACGGGGUACGUGAUUUUGUCGAAAGGAAGUAUCUCUCCCACAAUUGGGAGUAGGCAAACUACUAAUCGGUUUAGCUUCGUGUUGUAUGCUAGUUUAAAAAAGAAAAUAUGUAAUAUAAUGUAAAAAAAAAAAAGCUUUUAUGACGGAUUUUGUAAAUAGAUUUGUUACAGGGUAAACCUGUUCUCUAGCUGUGAUCUUACCACUUCAAAUGGGUGUAAUUUGAAUAAAUUUUGUAUGGUAAAGGAUCAAUAAAAUGAUUUUUUUUU